AUGGGGAGUAUCGGCUUCCCCACCGCUGCCGUGAGCGAGACAAGGCCACCAGCGAAGAACAAGAUCUUCCUUGGCACUUUCAUCCACUCCAAGACUCUCGGCGAACUCGAGUAUCUUCACAAUGCCGCCGUAGCAGUCGACAGUCUCGGCACCAUUGUCGCUGUCUCCCCGGACACCGACAUCGCCAAGGCCAAAAGCACACUCCUCCCCCAGCUGAACUGGCCCUCUGAUGAUACCGACAUGGUUGUCGCCAAAGCCGGCCAGUUCUUUUUCCCCGGCUUCAUCGACACCCACCUCCACGCCUCGCAGUAUCCCAACGUUGGCCUCUUUGGCAGCUCGACCCUCCUGGACUGGUUGAACACUUACACUUUCCCCUUGGAGGCUUCUUUAUCCUCGCUCCCAAAAGCCCAAAAGGUCUACUCCCGUGUCAUCCGCAAGACACUUUCUCACGGCACAACCACUGCGGCGUACUAUGCCACCAUUGACGUCCCCGCCACCAAUCUCCUGGCAGAUUUGUGCCUCUCCUCCGGCCAGCGCGCCCUGAUCGGGAGAGUAUGCAUGGAUCAACUCGGCCCAUCCUACUACCUCGACGAAUCCCCAGCGGAAUCCCUCGCCAAAACAAAGCAGUGCAUCGAUCACGUCUUGUCCAAAGACCCCAAGAUGGAGCUAAUCACCCCCAUCAUCACCCCCCGUUUCGCACCCGCUUGUUCGGCCCCCCUGAUGAAGGAGCUAGGCCAACUAGCAAAAGAAACCGACCUCCCUGUUCAGACGCACAUCAGUGAAAACAAAAACGAGAUAGCCCUCGUGGCGAGUCUCUUCCCAGACGCAGGGGAUAGCUACGCAGAGGUGUACGACACGUUUGGGCUGCUGACGCCAAGAACGAUCCUGGCGCAUGCGGUGCACUUGACAGAAAAAGAAGCGGAUUUGGUCACGGAGAGGAAGAGCAAAGUCAGCCAUUGCCCUUGCUCCAACUCGGCGAUUACCUCUGGAGCGGCGAGGGUGAGGUGGUUGUUGGAUAAGGGGAUCGAGGUUGGGCUGGGGACGGAUAUGAGCGGGGGAUACUCGCCUAGUGUGCUCGAGGCGGCGAGGCAUGCGGUUUUGGUGAGCAGGCAUAUUUGUAUGGAUGAGGGGAAGUCGGAAGAGAGGGAUAAGUUGAGCGUGGAGGAGGUUUUGUACCUGGCUACGAGGGGAGGGGCGAAGGUUGUGGGGAUGGAGGACAAGAUUGGUGGGUUGGAGGUGGGGAUGGAGUGGGAUGCUCAGCUUGUGGGACUUCAUGAGGUGGAUGAAGAGGAGGGGGAGGAGGGAAAUGUCGAUGUGUUUGGAUGGGAGAGUUGGGAGGAGAAGAUUGCGAAAUGGGUGUAUAAUGGUGAUGAUAGGAAUACAAAGAAGGUGUGGGUGAGGGGGAGGUUGGUUCAUGAGAGGAAGUGA
Podospora pseudocomata is the source of this 1428-nucleotide messenger RNA. RefSeq lists its product as uncharacterized. Gene Ontology annotation, molecular function: guanine deaminase activity; zinc ion binding. Gene Ontology annotation, biological process: guanine catabolic process. The transcript has a single exon. The record is from RefSeq and is a predicted model, not a curated record. Gene Ontology annotation, cellular component: cytosol. The coding region runs from base 1 to 1428 and encodes 475 amino acids. NCBI's taxonomy places the organism in Eukaryota, Fungi, Ascomycota, Sordariomycetes, Sordariales, Podosporaceae.